This is a messenger RNA of Chaetura pelagica (chimney swift), 1657 nucleotides long. It is a transcript of the gene IKZF5, whose product is annotated as IKAROS family zinc finger 5 (Pegasus). The transcript is spliced from 4 exons. Gene Ontology annotation, molecular function: DNA-binding transcription factor activity; RNA polymerase II cis-regulatory region sequence-specific DNA binding. The record is from RefSeq and is a predicted model, not a curated record. Gene Ontology annotation, biological process: regulation of transcription by RNA polymerase II. Bases 98 to 1357 code for a protein of 419 amino acids. NCBI's taxonomy places the organism in Eukaryota, Metazoa, Chordata, Aves, Apodiformes, Apodidae.
GAGACACCAACAAAUGAAACACAGAUUAACUUAAGCCUACACGGGGCUGGUGACACCUGAAAGAGGACACAAGAAUUUGUAAACGUCGAGAGUGAAUAUGGGUGAGAAGAAGCCAGAACCUUUGGACUUUGUAAAAGAUUUUCAGGAGUACCUCACCCAGCAGACUCACCAUGUGAAUAUGAUUUCUGGAUCAGUUAGUGGAGACAAGGAGGCAGAGACUCUUCAAGGAGCUGGGGCAGAAGGUGAUCAGAAUGGUCUUGAUCAUCCUUCAGUUGAAGUUUCCCUGGAUGAAAACUCAGGAAUGUUAGUGGAUGGCUUUGAAAGGACAUUUGAUGGGAAGUUGAAGUGUCGAUACUGCAACUACGCCAGCAAAGGGACAGCCCGGCUCAUCGAGCAUAUCAGAAUCCACACAGGUGAGAAGCCACACAGAUGCCACUUAUGUCCCUUUGCAUCAGCUUAUGAGCGUCACCUGGAAGCCCACAUGAGGUCACAUACUGGUGAAAAGCCCUACAAGUGUGAGUUGUGUUCCUUCCGCUGCAGUGACAGGAGCAACCUCUCUCACCACCGCCGGCGCAAGCAUAAAAUGGUGCCUAUCAAGGGGACCAGGUCUUCCCUCAGCAGCAAGAAAAUAUGGGGGGUUUUGCAGAAGAAGACCAGCAACUUGGGGUACAGCAGAAGAGCAUUAAUUAAUUUGAGUCCACCUUCCAUGGUGGUUCAGAAACCAGACUACCUUAAUGAUUUCACUCAUGAAAUCCCAAACAUCCAGACUGAAGCCUAUGAAAGCAUGACAAAACCAGCCCAGAGCAGUGGGUUGCCAAGAGAUCCACAAGACCUUAUGGUAGAUAAUCCUUUAAACCAGCUCUCUACAUUAGCUGGACAGUUAUCUAGCCUGCCUCCUGAAAACCAAAACCCAGCCUCUCCUGACGUUGUUUCCUGUCAAGAUGAAAAGCCUUUCAUGAUACAGCAGCCUGCUGCUCCUGCAGUGGUUUCAGCUGUGUCAGCAAAUAUUCCUCAAAGUUCCUCUCCAACCAGCCCGGACUCUCGGCCUCCACACAAUCCAAGGAACUAUAGUCCCGUGGCAGGUCCCAGCAGCGACCGCAGCGCCCACACCAGUACUCCCAGCAUCACUAACAGUCAACCAAGCACUCCAGCUCCAACCCUUCCCGUUCAGGACCCUCAGCUUCUGCAUCACUGCCCACACUGUGACAUGUACUUUGCGGACAAUAUCCUGUAUACUAUUCACAUGGGAUGUCAUGGAUUUGAAAAUCCUUUCCAGUGCAACAUAUGUGGGUGUAAGUGUAAAAACAAGUAUGACUUUGCUUGCCAUUUUGCAAGAGGCCAACACAGUCAACAUUGACUGACAACACGCUUUCAUUUAGUUUUUUAACAUAUGACAGUAUAUUUUUCAUACUUGCUGAAGGAAAGCUUGCACAUUCCCAUAAGGAAUUUUGACAUUAAUUGAUUUGACAAGGGAGGCAAAUUUAUUUCUAAGUUGCCAUUAAACUUGCCAGGGAAAUUUUGUAUAAGAUGUGGUUGUUAUUUUAUAUGUAGCCUUUCAAAAAAGCUGCGAGUGCUGUAAGGACUAGAAUGCAUUUACAUGCUUUGUUUGCUAAAUCUAAGUUGCUUACACUUAAUUCCAAUAAAAGUUCUACAAAUG